Pistacia vera is the source of this 1835-nucleotide messenger RNA. RefSeq lists its product as uncharacterized. The coding region runs from base 69 to 1835 and encodes 588 amino acids. The record is from RefSeq and is a predicted model, not a curated record. The transcript has 4 exons. NCBI's taxonomy places the organism in Eukaryota, Viridiplantae, Streptophyta, Magnoliopsida, Sapindales, Anacardiaceae.
AUUUGUGGCUUUAGAAUUUACCAAAACUUACAGCUUUCUAUCCUGGAAUAUAUACUUGGGAAUUGCCGAUGUUAAAAGGGUUGGUGGUGCAAGAAUGUGAAAAUUUCACUUUAAAAUAUCUAAGCUUCCAAGAAAAUUCAUUUCAUAUUCCAGAGCCAAACCCCAUAUGCUUGGAGCAUAAGGUUAUUUUCACCAAUUUGAUGGCCUUGGAAUUGAAGAAUAUUAGUUGUGGAAAGAUUUGGGACAACCCAUUUCCAACACUUAUGUCUUCCUCUUAUCAGAAUUUGACACGGUUUAUCUUGAUGAGUUGUGGAAAAAUAAAAUAUGUGUUUCCAUAUUCUAUUGUCAAAAGCCUCCAUACUCUACAACACCUUGAAAUAAUGGAUUGUGAGGUUUUAGAGGAGAUUGUUGCGGAAGAAGAAGGAGCAAAAACUACUGUUAAUUUUGCCUUUCCGCAGGUUACAUAUUUGAGGCUUGAGAAAUUGCCAAAUCUUGCAGCUUUUUAUUCUGGAAUACAUACUUGUGAAUUGCCGAUGUUAAAAAGGCUGGUGGUGAAAGAAUGUGAAAAAUUCACUUCAAAAUAUCUAAGCUUCCAAGAAAAUUCAUUUCAUAUUCCAGAGCCAAAAUCCCUUUGCUUGGAGCAUAAGAUCAACUUUGAUUUGGAGGAAUUGGAAUUAAUGAUCAAGUGGACACAGAUUACAUGGCAGAGUCGAUUUAAAACUCUUUCGAUCAAAUUUGAUGAGUCAGCAAAUAUUUCACUUGAGCUCCUUCAAAGAUUUGAAAAUCUGGAAGUGCUUCAACUAGCUGGGUGCAUAUACAAACAAAUUUUCUCAUGUGGAAAGGAUGAGAAACAUAUGCAAAUCACUCUAGGACCAUCCUUAGCUUCUUUCCAGAAUCUUAGAGUUCUGAAUGUAAGUUGGUGCAUAGAGCUGAUGAAGUUAAUGACACCUUCAACGGCUAGAAGCUUGGUGCAGUUGAGAGAAUUGAACGUAGAGGGAUGUGAAAUGGUGAUAGAAAUAGUAGAAAAUGAGGGAGAUGCAACAAUGAAUACUGAAAUUGUUUUUGAAAAUUUGAAGAAGUUGUUAUUUAGAAGAUUAGAAACUCUCAUUUGUUUUUGCUCUGGGAAUUACUCUUUUAAUUACCCAUCUUUGGAAGAGUUAACCAUAGGAGAAUGCCCCAAUAUGAAGACUUUCUCUCAAGGAAUCUUAAGCACACCAAAGUUACACAAAGUCAAUUAUGAGAGGUUCAAUGAGACUAGUAUGAAGUGGGAGAAAAUAAAAGAAGUAGAGAAUGAGGGGAAUGAUCUUAAUAAAAGCAUACAAGGAGCAUAUAAGAAACAGGACAUUUCCCUUGAUUUGAAGUAUAAGGCAUUCAAAGAUAUCAAUUCUACAGAGAUUUGCUACAACCAACAUCCAAAUUUCUUUUAUCAAAAUUUGACACACUUGUUCUUGUGGAAUUGUGGAAACAUAAAAUAUGCAUUUCCGUCUUCCAUAGCCAAAAGCCUCCACCAACUCCAACAACUAAAGAUUGAAAAUUGUGAAGUUUUAGAGGAGAUUGUUGCAAAAGAAGAAGGAGCAAAUGCAGUUGUCAAUUUUGUCUUUCCAAAUGUGACCUUAUUGCAGCUUCAAAAUCUACGCGAACUUACAGCUUUCUAUCAUGAAAGACAUACUUCUGAAUGGCCAAAGUUGAAAGAGUUGAUAUUGAGAAAUUGUGCCAAGUUAUCUUCAAAAUAUCUGAGUUUCAAAGAAAAUAGCGAGAGUGAACUUCAUAUUUCCAAGCCAAAAUCUCUCUUCUUGGACGAUGAGGUACAAAUCUUUUAUUUUAUUCUUUAUUGA